This is a messenger RNA of Colletotrichum higginsianum IMI 349063, 1122 nucleotides long. RefSeq lists its product as uncharacterized. The transcript is spliced from 3 exons. Bases 1 to 1122 code for a protein of 373 amino acids. The record is from RefSeq and is a predicted model, not a curated record. Lineage: Eukaryota; Fungi; Ascomycota; Sordariomycetes; Glomerellales; Glomerellaceae.
AUGACCCCCCCUUCGCGCGUGAGACAUGCCACUCAUGCGCCCCCGACCAACCGACCACCCGAGUCUCACCACGCACAACUUGUCAGCGACCUGGCACCCGACAACCUCAUCGUCGGGUGGUCUCGCCUGGAGAACGGCGUCUUCAUCCAACGCAAACCCUUCCUCUUCUUUGGAGACCAGUUCGUAUCCAACCCUCUUCCCGCCCAGUUCCACCCCUCGACGGGUGCAUCAGCCAUCGAACCGGCGCCCAUGUCUCUCCCGCCCACGCGAUCGUGCCUCGUGCUCUUGAUCUGCAUCCAAGAGCUCCUAGCCAACGUGUAUAAGACCGCAACUCGCAGUCUUGUCAUCUCCGAGACCACGCUGGGCAUCCCGUUGAGCAAGCCCCCUCCGCAUCGCCGCGGCAACGAUCGCAUGGCCACCCGCCGGUGGUACCUCGAGACCUCUCCGGACGGCCGAUACCAGUUCGUCUCGCUGAAGCGCUCCCGCUCUCACCACCAUGACCGUCGCCACCACCACCACCAUGACCCUCAGCCGCCGUCUCCGUCGCCGCCGCCACCUCACCGCUGCUGCCGUGACGACUGCGCACACGUUACCCGAGAGGAGUGGAAUGACCUCGUCGAGCGCGAGCGCAAGCUCCGCGAGGUCAACGACGGUCUCGCCCGCGAGAACUACUCGCUCAAGUGCAACCUCCAAGCCUCCAACAACGAGGGCCAGCGCCUCAGCGGCCUCGUCACGGCACUGCAGGCCGAGCACCAGCUCCUGCGCGAAGAGAUUGCAUCAUUGCGCUGCUCCAUCGACAGCUCGAGCGACAACGCGGCCAAGUACCUUCGCGAGAACGAGCGGCUGAAACACAAGCUGUCCAAGGUCGAGAAGGAACGGGACGGGCUGCUGGCGCGCGUGAGGGAGCUCUCGCGGCACGCGCAGCACGGCUUGUUGGAGCGCAUCGAGGAGCUGAAGCGGCUGGCGCUCACGUUGGAGCGGAAGUUUGACGCCGUGGACGAUCACAACAAGAGGCUGCGGCGUGACCUCGAGGCGCAGAGGUGCUUCAUUGCGGACCAGGAGGUGAAGAUCCGGUUGUACGAGCGGGUUCUCCGUCGUCACGGCUUCAUCCGAUGCGACUGA